Molecule: messenger RNA, 603 nt
Organism: Trypanosoma conorhini
Lineage: Eukaryota; Euglenozoa; Kinetoplastea; Trypanosomatida; Trypanosomatidae
Exons: 1
Source: RefSeq, a predicted model, not a curated record
AUGGCUGCGCUCAAGAAGAAUGAGGAGGAGAAGGGGAUCAAGUACGAAGUCCAACUGACAGCCGCCGCGAUGCCCUCGGUCGACACGGUGAGGGACCUUUUCGCCGCUUCGAGCAAGGACGCCAAGCCGCUGCAACUCGGCUCCAACCCCAUCUUCGGUACAUGCAUCGUGGACCUCGAGGAAAAGCCGGUGAAGAGUGGAGGUGAUGCGGAGAGCCUUCUGCAGGACGCGUUGAAAGCCUCGCCCAAUGCGGAGGAGGCUGUUCUCCUGCAGUUGGUGGUGAAGCAGAUCAAGCGUCCGAGCAGCACGACCACCGAUGUGUCGCUCUCGGCGAUGCAGUUGCUGUUCGUAAAGGAGCGGGGUGACUACCUGGCGGCCCUCCACGAUAAGGACGCGAAGUUGCUGCCCGUCCCACUCUUCAAGGACGCCGUGGGGGGAAACAGCUGCACGCUGGUCGUCGCCGCCGUGUCGGGGGGUGAUGCUGUUGGGGAGACGAACAUCCUCAAGAAUGUGUUGAGGCUGCGGAAGGUGAAGAAUUCCCCCUCGCGCAGUGGCAAUCUCACCCGCUUCGUGGAGUUCACAAAGGAGCAGGAGAGGAAGUGU